GAUGUCUACGAUCGCAUGGCCACUGUCCACGUCGGGCCCGACGGCGGAUUGAAGAAGAAGUUUCAGGUCUACCGCGGGCUGCUGUGCUUCCACUCAUCCUACUUCGAUAGACUUCUUAAUGGCCAAUUCCGCGAAGGCGGCUCCAACUACAUCAGGCUCAACGAUACUACCGUGGAGAUAUUCCAGGCAUUCUUCUUUUGGUUGAACACCGGCAAGCUCUGUGCACCAGCAGGCGACAAAAUCCCUCUCAGCACCCAAACCAUUGCGCAGAUUUACGUCUUCGGCGAUUCAAAGCUUAUACCGCGGCUCAAGAAUGCAGCUCUUGAGCUUUUCGUAGCCAAGGCCCACGAGGAAUGGAUGUUCCCCAGAAACGAGUUGGAUUACAUCUACGGCAAUACAACCGAGAACUGUGGACUGCGAAGAUUUAUGGUCGAAUUUGCUGUCAAUAUGUCCCGCUGGGAAGACUUGGACGGGUAUCGUCAUCUGUAUCCCAAGGAUUUCCUCGUCGAUGUUCUUGUGACGAUGCGAGGCAAGACUAUGCACUUCGGAACCGCGGCGAUGUCGAAAGUCCGAUGGAUCGCAAUGACGCAAGCUCGGAUGUGCAGGUAUCAUGAUCACACUGAGCCGAUUGCAAAUGCGCAGAAGGAGUGA
This is a messenger RNA of Trematosphaeria pertusa, 651 nucleotides long. RefSeq lists its product as uncharacterized. The annotation marks the transcript as partial. Lineage: Eukaryota; Fungi; Ascomycota; Dothideomycetes; Pleosporales; Trematosphaeriaceae. Gene Ontology annotation, molecular function: protein binding. The record is from RefSeq and is a predicted model, not a curated record. The transcript has a single exon.